Messenger RNA from Diabrotica virgifera virgifera (western corn rootworm), 1147 nucleotides. Its product is annotated as gametocyte-specific factor 1 homolog. The record is from RefSeq and is a predicted model, not a curated record. The transcript is spliced from 6 exons. Lineage: Eukaryota; Metazoa; Arthropoda; Insecta; Coleoptera; Chrysomelidae. Bases 234 to 851 code for a protein of 205 amino acids.
UGGCAACGUUGGAUCAAGUGUGCGAAUUAAGGUUUCGUGACAAACAGACCAACUUUCAAUUUGCUUUUUUUAAUUUUUUAUUAAAAAAAGAAAAGUUGUUGUGAAAGUGCAGACAAGACAGAAUUUAGGACCGAGUUCAAGUUCAGUCUCAGUCACUAACUCAACUCACUACUCCCACGAGUGACUACCCAGACUUAAUAAAAGUUUUGAUUAAAUUUAUAAAGGGGAUAACAAUGGAGCAUUAUCUCGACCCCGAAGAACAAAUACAAUGUCCUUACAACAGUGCUCAUCUAAUACGUAGAAAAGUAUUUAAUACGCAUCUGGUAAAGUGCAGAAAGGCUAAUCCAGAUAUUAAGUUGGUCCCAUGUGACUUCAAUGUCACCCAUUGGGUAGAAGAACCAUGCUUACAGCAUCAUCACGAAAAUUGUCCUGAUCGAAAGAAAAUUGAGACAAAAUUUUAUGUAGAUGACAAAACUGAUCUUAACAAGUAUCCAGUUCGUAAUACAUAUAUACCUUCUGAUGAAAAUUGGGAUGAUGAAAAUGUCCCAACAUAUAAUCCUCAGAAAACUUGCCUAAGCAAGGAAGUGAUUAGACACCUGGAUGUUGCCUCUGCCGGCAAAAAGAAGAAUUUUAGGAUGGAGGAGCGUCAGAGAAUGUCUCAAUUUACUAAUAAUACUAACAGACCCCCAAAAUCCGAUUUUCCAUCUUCUCAGAAAGUGGAAUUACCGGAAACUCGUCAAUUUUCUGAUGCUAUAAAUGAAAAUGAAAAUACUCCAAAUUCAGUGGAACAAGUUCUUAUGAAAACCGCAAGGGCUGUUGUACCAAAGAAGAAUAAAAAUUUUAAGCGAUAACUCUAUGGUGAUUUUGUAAAAAAUAUUUUUUAUAGCUUCGAAUAAUGUUACAAUUUAUGCUUGUGUUUAAUAUUAUUGAAGUGAAGAACUUUUAAGUGAUAACUCUUAUGGUUAGAAUGUAAAAAAUAUUUUUUAUAGCUUCGAAUAAUGUUACAAUUUAUUCUUGUGUUUAAUGUUAAUGAAGUGAAGAACUUUUAAGUGAUAACUCUUAUGGUUAGAAUGUAAAAAAUAUUUUUAUAUAGCUUCAAAUAAUGUGACAAUUUAUGCUUUUGUUUAAUAUUAAUGCAGUGAAAGUA